This is a messenger RNA of Penicillium atrosanguineum, 1647 nucleotides long. RefSeq names its product putative alanine aminotransferase. Gene Ontology annotation, molecular function: L-alanine:2-oxoglutarate transaminase activity; pyridoxal phosphate binding. Lineage: Eukaryota; Fungi; Ascomycota; Eurotiomycetes; Eurotiales; Aspergillaceae. The record is from RefSeq and is a predicted model, not a curated record. The coding region runs from base 1 to 1647 and encodes 548 amino acids. The transcript has 2 exons. Gene Ontology annotation, biological process: biosynthetic process.
AUGUCCUGGCAGUUUAAGCUCGCAUCCAGCAUGCGGGCGUCUCCGUUGCGGGCAUGCGUGACCCGGCCGAAUGGACUCCUACUUCGCCCGACCGCGCGAAUUGCGGGGGGGCUCUCUGUCUCAGGUACAUUUGAACAUUCCAAACUAACAAUCACUUGGGUCGAAACAGCGCCCACCAUGACUCAAACCAAGCGUUCCAAUUCCAACAAGUGUCUCAAUGUCGACAACAUCAACCCUCACAUUCGUGCUGCCAAGUAUGCCGUGCGCGGUGAGCUGGCGGUGAAGGCUGAAGAGUACCGUCAGCGUCUGGUCGACGGUGACAAGGCCCUGCCUUUCGACAGCGUGAUCUUUGCCAACAUCGGAAACCCCCAGCAACUCGACCAGAAGCCCAUUACCUUCUUCCGCCAGGUCCUCAGUCUCGUCGAGAACCCGUUGUUGCUGGAGAACUCCGAUGCCCUCAAGACCUCCUUCGGAUAUAACCAGGAUGUGAUCGACCGGGCGAAGACCCUCUUGGCCAAUGUGCAGAGUGUGGGUGCUUACAGUCACAGUCAGGGUGCACCGGGCAUCCGAAACAGCGUUGCCAAGUUCAUUGAAGAGCGUGAUGGAUACCCCGCCAACCCCCAGGACCUCUUUCUGACUGCCGGUGCCUCUUCUGGUGUCAACACUUUGUUGAGUGUUAUCUGCAACAGCCCCAAGGCCGGUGUCUUGGUUCCCAUUCCCCAAUACCCUCUGUACACCGCUACCUUGGCUCUUCUGAACGCACAGUGCGUCCCAUACUACUUGGAGGAGCAGAAGGCAUGGGGUACCGACAUCAACGCCAUGUACCAGUCCAUCAAGGAUGCCAAGGCCGCCGGUACCGACCUCCGCGCCGUCGUUGUGAUCAACCCCGGCAACCCCACCGGAGCCUCCCUCAGCGCCGACGAUAUCAAGCAGGUCAUCGAUGUCGCCGCCGAGGAGCACCUCGUCGUUAUUGCCGACGAAGUCUACCAGACCAACGUCUUCGAAGGCGAAUUCGUCUCCUUUAAGAAGCGUCUCCGCCAGCUGCAGCAGGAGCACCCUGGAAAGUACGAUGACGUGGAACUGGUUUCCAUGCACAGUACCUCCAAGGGCAUGGUCGGUGAGUGCGGCCACCGCGGCGGCUACUUCGAGCUCGUCGGAUUCGAUCCCCUGGUGCAGGAGCAGAUCUACAAGCUCGUCAGCAUCGGACUGUGCCCGCCGGUCGUUGCCCAGUGCCUGCUCGAGACCAUGGUCAACCCUCCCCGCGAGGGCGAGCCCAGCCACGAGCUCUACCAGAAGGAGUACAACGGUAUCCGUGAUGGUCUGCGCAAGCGCGCCUUUGCCCUGUACGAUGCCUUCCAGCGCAUGGAGGGCGUUGAGUGCCAGGAGCCCCAAGGCUCCAUGUACCUUUUCCCCACCAUCAAGUUGCCCAACGGAGCCAUUGAGGCCGCCAAGGCCGAGGGUCGCGCCGCCGACGAGUUCUACUGCCUGCGCCUCCUCGAGGCGACCGGUGUCUGCGUCGUCCCGGGCUCAGGCUUCGGUCAGAAGGAGAAUACCCUUCACUUCCGUACUACCUUCUUGGCCCCCGGUACGGACUGGGUUGAGCGCAUCGUGAAGUUCCACGCCGACUUUAUGCAGAAGUAUCGAUGA